Molecule: messenger RNA, 1296 nt
Organism: Tachyglossus aculeatus (Australian echidna)
Lineage: Eukaryota; Metazoa; Chordata; Mammalia; Monotremata; Tachyglossidae
Gene: FAM3B
Product: FAM3 metabolism regulating signaling molecule B
Exons: 8
Coding region: 40-747 (235 amino acids)
Source: RefSeq, a predicted model, not a curated record
GGCGGCGGGGACAGCGUCUUGCCGGCCGGGCGAGGGAAGAUGCGGUCGGACGCCUCUAGUGUUGUGAAGGGUCUAUUCAUUAUAUUUGCUUCCAUAUGUGCAUGGUACUUUGGAUACCUGUUUGCAGAGAUCAUACCAGAAGACCAUCUGUCUAGUGCUGUUUCCAGCAUUCAGAGCAUUGGUGAGAAACCAGUCAUCAAGGCACCGCCCCCAAAGAGGCAGAAAUGCGAUCACUGGACUGCCUGCCCUCCCGAUACCUACGCCUACCGGCUGCUUAGUGGUGGGGGAAAGGAUAAUUUUGCCAAAAUCUGUUUUGAAGACGAGCUGCUCAUAGGCGAAAAGAAGGGUAAUGUGGCCAGAGGUAUAAACAUAGCCAUUGUGAACUACGACACGGGGAAAGUUUCGCAAACACAAUAUUUUGACAUGUAUGAAGGAGAUAACUCUGGCCCCAUGACUGCUUUCAUUAAAAACGCCCCCGAAAGAUCUCUCCUUCUGAUGGUUACCCAUGACGAUGGAAGCCACAGAUUAAAGAAUGAUGCCAAAAGUGCCAUAGAAGCCCUUGGCAGUAAAGAAAUCACGAACAUGCGGUUCAGGUCAAGUUGGGUCUUUCUAGCUGCAAAAGGUUUUCAGCUCCCCGACUAUUUGCAAAGAGAAAAGAUCAACCAUUCUGACAAUGCAAAGAACAGGUACUCCGGUUGGCCGGCGGAAAUCCAGAUAGAAGGAUGUAUCCCCCGAAAACCAAGUUAGAAUAUGUGGCUUUUUUUAAGAAAUCUACCUUCUAUUUUCAUAUGGGCAUUUUUAGAUCUACUAUACUCACGCACAAGGAGGUUGGGAGCCCCAUGGAGAGCUUCUAACCGAUCAAUGUGCUUCCCCGAGGAUGAGUAAAAGGGUCUCGUUGUGGGCAGGGAAUGUGUCUGUUUAUUGUUCUCUUGUAUUGUCCCAAGCACUUAGUACAGUGCUCUGCACAAAGUAAGAGCUCAAUAAAUACGAUUGAAUGAAUGAAAUCAGGGAGGGAGGGUCGGGAGGAGUAAUGCGUGUGGAGAGUCAUUAUCUCUCUAUCUUGGCAUGGGGCACUGGGGUGCAGUUGGCAGAGAUGGGUCUUUCACUGGUCCUCCUGCCUUUGGCUUCAUCACUCCCCCAAUUAUUUCCACCCCAGUUGGUGCUCCCUCCACCCACAAGCGUCAUAGCUCCACCACCGGUUGUGAUCCAAAGAGAAGAAUUUAACGAAACUUGUACCUCAGACCUCUUGUAAUUUUUCUAAAAAGAAAGUCCUCUUUAUUAAAUAAAUAUAUUCUU